CGUUUGACUCGUUUCGUGGAGUUUGGCCGUAAGAUAGUGUGUGUCGGCAAGAACUAUGGCAAACACGCCCAAGAAAUGGGGGGUAAAGUGCCCGACAAACCACUCAUCUUCUUAAAGCCCGCCACCGCUUAUGUGACCGAAGGAAACCCUAUUAACGUAGUAUCUAAUGAUUUCCCGUCGGUUGCGGAGAACUCCAUCACGAGGUAGAGCUCGGAG
Messenger RNA from Oppiella nova, 216 nucleotides. NCBI's taxonomy places the organism in Eukaryota, Metazoa, Arthropoda, Arachnida, Sarcoptiformes, Oppiidae. The record is from the annotation of a GenBank genome assembly.